Messenger RNA from Amorphotheca resinae ATCC 22711, 747 nucleotides. RefSeq lists its product as hypothetical. The transcript is spliced from 5 exons. The record is from RefSeq and is a predicted model, not a curated record. NCBI's taxonomy places the organism in Eukaryota, Fungi, Ascomycota, Leotiomycetes, Helotiales, Amorphothecaceae. The coding region runs from base 1 to 747 and encodes 248 amino acids.
AUGCUGUCACGCGCGGCGGCGUCGGCUCGAGCCCUCGUGGCUUUCGCUCCCCUGGUCGCGAUGGCGAUCGCAAUAGGAACCGGGGUUAGGAAGGACUCCAGGGUUAUUCCCGAAGCCGAGCAGCAAAGCGCCAGCCAUGAGGUCGAGGAAGUCCGAGGGCCCUUGAUCAGCCAGCCGAACGCAUCCGUGCUGGGCAGAGCCGAGCAGAGCAUCGUGUUUGUGCCCUUCUACGCGCGCAACUGGGGCCGAUCGACCAGCACAAGGCGCUGCGAAGCAUUCAAUCAAUCUAUCUGCCUGCAUAAAAGUCGAGACCGGGCUCAAAAUGGACGGCAUCGUGCCUCCGCAUCUAGACCAGACCAACUUUCCAACGCCGUGGCGCCUGACGGGUCUCUCCAGACUCCAGAGUCCAAAUGGUUGGGUCCAGGUCAGGGGACCUUUAUAAGGCUUCAUUCCUUCAACCAUCAUCCCAGUGGGAUUGAGCCGCUGGGCAGGAACCAGAGCGGCACAACACCAAUUGAGGUCAUACUACUCCAUACACAGCAAAUGCGUGCUGCUAGUCUACCACACUGUCUCACCCAAUCACACAACAUCACUGCCACGUACUGUGUACCCACAGACCACAGGAGACUGGCCAGUAGCAAUAGCCUCCAGGAGCAAGGGCUCAAGGAGAGCACGUUGUACAACCUUGAAGGGUCUAUGAAUCCGCGUGGUUUGGCUCUCGUGCCCUUGGCUAGGUGGAGAAUCUGA